CUGCUCCACUCGUGAGUGUGAGUGUGUGUCCUCGGCCCAGCGCCCAGCCCAGCGGUGCCUGCGGCCGGGCGAGCGCGCGCGCGCGCCCGUGCGGGGUGUGUGUGUGUGUGUGUCUGUGUGUGUGUGUGAGACAGUGUGUGUCAGGUGACUCGGGUCACGCAGUCUCUCUCUCCCUCCUCGGGGAGGAACUGCCGCGCUCCGGCUGACUCCUCCGCGGGCAGGCGGGCUGGCGCGCGGGGCGGGGGUGGGGGCUCGGGGCGCGCUGGGAACCGCGGGACCCGGACCUGGGCGCCGCCCGCCGCGGGGGACGCGCAGCCCCCGCCUCCGCCUGCUCCCUCGAAGCUCCAGACAAAACCCCAAUUCAGGAAUAGGUUGCGGGCGGCCCGCGAGGAGGCUUGGCCCUCACCCGGGACCCCCGCCGCACCCGGGACGGCUGGCCGGUGGGCGCGAUGAGCCAGGUGCUGGGGAAGCCGCAGCCGCAGGACGAGGACGACGAGGAGGAGGAGGAGGAGGAUGAGCUGGUGGGGCUAGCGGACUACGGGGACGGGCCCGAUUCCUCGGACGCCGACCCGGACAGCGGGACGGAGGAGGGAGUUCUGGACUUCAGCGAUCCCUUCAGCACUGAAGUGAAGCCGAGAAUCCUGCUCAUGGGCCUGAGGAGAAGCGGCAAGUCGUCUAUUCAGAAAGUUGUCUUUCACAAAAUGUCUCCCAAUGAAACCCUGUUCUUGGAGAGUACUAACAAGAUCUGCCGGGAAGAUGUUUCCAACAGCUCCUUUGUCAAUUUUCAGAUUUGGGACUUCCCAGGACAGAUUGACUUUUUUGACCCUACAUUUGACUAUGAGAUGAUCUUCAGGGGAACAGGAGCACUGAUAUUUGUCAUUGACUCCCAGGAUGAUUACAUGGAAGCGCUGGCCAGGCUCCACCUUACGGUGACCAGAGCCUACAAAGUGAACACUGACAUCAACUUCGAGGUGUUUAUUCAUAAAGUGGAUGGUCUGUCAGAUGACCACAAAAUUGAAACCCAAAGAGAUAUUCACCAGAGGGCAAACGAUGACCUUGCAGAUGCUGGAUUAGAGAAAAUUCACCUCAGCUUUUAUCUGACAAGCAUAUAUGAUCAUUCAAUAUUUGAAGCAUUUAGCAAAGUGGUUCAGAAACUGAUUCCACAACUUCCAACCCUGGAGAAUUUACUAAACAUCUUUAUCUCAAAUUCUGGAAUUGAAAAGGCAUUUCUAUUUGAUGUGGUCAGUAAAAUUUAUAUUGCAACUGAUAGUACCCCAGUGGAUAUGCAAACCUAUGAGCUCUGCUGUGAUAUGAUAGAUGUGGUUAUUGAUAUCUCUUGUAUUUAUGGUCUCAAAGAAGAUGGAGCAGGAACCCCCUAUGACAAGGAAUCAACAGCCAUUAUAAAGCUGAAUAAUACAACAGUUCUUUAUUUAAAAGAGGUGACAAAGUUCCUGGCUCUCGUUUGCUUUGUCAGAGAGGAAAGCUUUGAAAGAAAAGGGCUUAUUGACUAUAAUUUUCAUUGCUUCCGGAAGGCCAUCCAUGAAGUUUUUGAGGUGAGAAUGAAAGUGGUGAAAUCUCGAAAGGUUCAGAAUCGGCUCCAGAAGAAAAAAGGAGCCACCCCUAAUGGGACCCCUAGAGUGCUGCUGUAGGUGAAGUUACAGUAAUAUCUUUUGAAAUCAGACCUUUUUGAUGAGGCACCAUGUUGCACUAAAGGAAGAGGAAGAAGGAGAUUGAGACACAUGACAUGGAUUUGUUGUAAAAAAAAAAAAAAAUAAUAAUAAUAAUUCCUGCAACCCUCUUGAUCUUCUCUUUUUUAAAUAAAGUAAGCACUUUGAAGCAAAAACUUGUAUAUUAACAAUGAAGUGAAAUCCACUGUACUUUCAUUACACUAAUGUAAACUUUUAUGGUCUGUAGUCAGAAAAAUCCCAUGUGAGAACUGCCAGGAACUGUACAUAUUUUGCACUUUUUCAUGUUUUUUUCUCAUUGAACUGAACUUUGAUAAAACAACUUUUCUAAGCUUUUUUCUGUACUUGGUGUCAAUGUCAUGCAUACUGUAAUCCAUAUCCAUAUGGCAAUCAAAUUAAUCAAAUAGCGAUGCAUUGGUAAUGACUUUUUGUAAAUUUGAGAAUAUUUGCUACCAAUUGUUGAGAAAAAUCAUUUUUCAGUGGAGCUGGAACAGAUUGGGGCUGCAAACUCCAGGAGCAAUAAGAUCCCCAGUGUAUAACAGGUGUAAACAGGCAUUUUGUAGAAUAAUGUUAGUACUACACUUAACUAAAAAUUGCUAUAGCUGUGGCUGUGCUUCCCUGCUCAACAGUUUUUAUGAAGCUCUUUACCUCAACACACAUCUCUAUAAUCACUUCAUACAGAGAGGUUAUUUCUUUUUGCUUCAUUACUAUUCUUUAGAAUCUUUGGGACCAAAUUUCCAAAAUGGUGCCAAUCAUUGGAGAGAAACGAGAAUGUCACUGAAUUGCAGGGUUUCUAGAGGCUUUUCUAUACCUGCCACUCAGGGCUAAAAUAACAUAAGAAGCCAAGAGGUUUCCCAAAUGUAAGUGAUUGGCAACUGUAGACUAAAUACAUACACACACGCACGCAGUUCUGUGUAUUUGACCCCUGUGAGAUGGCCUGUUCUUGUGCUACAUUUAAACUGUUUAUGUAGGACCAGUUUUUUAUUGCUUCAUGACCACAGUGAAUGGAGCUGAUCUCAGAUCUCCGCCAUGGAGCUUAAUCCUUUCAGUCAUAUUUGUCACCUUUGAGUCUCCUUUUCCUCUGUGAAAAUGAGCCUUGUGUACUCCACCAGUUCCUACGUUAUGAGGGAGCUAGGGCUCAACUUGCCACCAGUGUGCUCUGUGAGGCUGAAGAGCCAUCCUGAAAACCCCUAAUGGUCAGUGGGAAAAGGAUGGCUAGAGGAGGCAUUAAGUUAGCUGUGUGUAUAAUUGUUUCUAUGAAGUUCUUUCACUUACGUGUACUUUAGACUAACAGGAAAUGAGUCCUAAAUCUACCCCUACACCAAAACCUUUCCAAGUAGAUAAUUCUAUGUCUAUCCCAAACGUUAGCAGAUUAAGGCAUGUUUGUGGGACAUUAGAAAAUAACGUUUUAUAAAAAAUCAGAGCCUCCUAGGGACAUCAAAGCUGGUUCUAGCAAAAUAUAUAAAAUCCCUAAAACACUUGUCCUUGAAGCUAUCUCAUUUCUAUCUGUGGCAUCUUUCUGUCAUCUCUCUUCUCUCUCCCCAAGUCCUAUUCCUUUGAAGUUGGUAAGAUAAAUUUAAGAUGGUAGUAGCUGAUUGGAGUUUAAGGUUUGAGACUCCCAAGGGUCUGUGCAUUUUGGAAGAAGAUUUCUAAAAAUCAUUAAGGUGCCCUAACUCCCUUCAUCCUGAUUCCUACUCAAUCCUGAUGGGUAGGAAACCAGGGUUCCAGGGAAUCUUUUCCCUAAUUUCUGGAGCUAAACCCUGUUGGACCUUUCCCAACAGGACUGGCACAUAUGCGUUAUUCUUAUAAAUCUAUUCUCUAAUAUUUUUUACAGAAUGUUUCCCUUUGAAUAAGCAAAUAAAGAGAAUCAGUUUUCUAAUGAAACUUUAUCCUCAAGGUAGAGACAUUUACCUAUCUGGUAAAUCACACAUUACAUAGGUAUAUAUUAUUAUAACCAGGUGGAGCUUCCAUUUUUAAGAUGGGUAUAUGAUGGGUUUUUGUUAAAAUGUGCCUUAAAAAGCCUAUUACUUCAAGAGCAAAUGAUUCUUUGGGGGAAAGGCAAAAAAUAAUCCUAUGACAUAGGACCCAAGUUCAUGGUAAUAAGUGUACACUUUGAUUAAUCACAUGCUAAUAUAGAUUACUGCCUCAAACUUUGUGUGUGUGGCAAUGACCUCUUAAUUAAGAAAAGAUGCAGGAGUUAUGUCUAAGCGUUCAGUUUUUCAAGUUUGUGCUAUUGGAAUUGUAACAUCUCUUCAAGUCCUUUUGCAUUUUAUUUUUGAUAUGUAAGUUAGCUUACUGCAAUGUGUAUGGCCACAUUUAUGCUAUCAAUACAGAGCCCAAAUUCAUGGCUACAGUGAGUGCACUGGAACAUUUUUGGUCAGUUUUAAGGGUUGAGAACUUGAUCUGCAGGUUUCUAGAGUAGGGCAGUAUUUUGCCUUUUGAGUCAAUUAGAACUUCUGUGUAGAAGUGAGACUCUGAAUUAUCUUCAGUGAUGUAGAUUAGUGUAAAUGACUAGGUGGAGUGUGUUUAAAGGAAUGUAAAUUUUAAAAACUCACAGUGUUAUUUUGUGAAAAUAAUAUAUUUUGGACCCUUAAAUAUAAAAUGACUAAAAUCAAAGCAAUAUGAGUUUUGUUAUAUAUGGGUUAUAUACCAACUCUGUUUGAAACAUAUUCCAGAAGAACAGCUGAACUGUCUUGAUUAUUAAAGUACGGUGUACAUUUGACUUGAA
Messenger RNA from Cynocephalus volans (Philippine flying lemur), 4413 nucleotides. It is a transcript of the gene RRAGD, whose product is annotated as Ras related GTP binding D. Lineage: Eukaryota; Metazoa; Chordata; Mammalia; Dermoptera; Cynocephalidae. The transcript has 7 exons. The record is from RefSeq and is a predicted model, not a curated record. Gene Ontology annotation, molecular function: GTP binding; GTPase activity. The coding region runs from base 450 to 1649 and encodes 399 amino acids. Gene Ontology annotation, biological process: cellular response to starvation; negative regulation of autophagy. Gene Ontology annotation, cellular component: Gtr1-Gtr2 GTPase complex; lysosome; nucleus.